AGCGCGCGUGUAAAAGGACGCGCCAUUGAAGCAGCAAGAGAGGGAGAAGGGAGAUGUCUGAAAGCGAACGCUCGAACAUCCGAAUUGCAUUUCACUGAGAGAGAGAGAGAGGAGGAAGAGAAGGAGAAGGUUCUGAAAGUGCCAUCGCGUACGUUCGACGAGCUAUCCGAUGGAGAUUUAGUGCCAGGUGAACUUGCUUACCGACAAAUGGAGAGGUUAUGAUAGGGCGCUUUUGACAGCUCGACGCCUGCUCCCCGUCGACUUUUCCAGGCAGAGAAUUGAGGAGCUCCUGUAGAAUUGGAAGGAAAUAUGUCGAGUCUAGAUGGGGAACGGCGAUCGGAUGUUGAUAUUUCCGAAGAUGAGAGGAGGAUAACGAAAAUAGGAGCUCUUAAGAAGAAGGCCAUAAACGCCUCUAACAAGCUUACGCACUCUCUAAAGAAAAGGGGAAAAAGGAAAGUAGGUUGUGGUGUGUCGUCGGUCUCAAUCGAGGAUGUUCGAGAUGCAGAGGAGGAGGAGGCUGUUAGUUCAUUCCGUCAGGCCCUUAUUGAUGCGGAUCUGCUGCCUGCUAGGCACGACGACUAUCACACGCUUCUCAGAUUUCUAAAAGCUAGGAAAUUUGACACGGAUAAAGCAAUGCAACUGUGGGCAGGUAUGCUGCAGUGGAGAAAAGAUUUUGGAACUGACACUAUCAUUGAGGAAUUUAAUUUUGAAGAGCUAGAUGAAGUCCUCAAGUGCUACCCACAGGGGUAUCAUGGAGUUGAUAAAGAGGGCAGGCCAGUCUACAUAGAAAGGCUGGGUAAGGUAGAACCAAAUAAGCUUAUGCACACUACUACCCUGGAUCGCUACGUAAAGUACCACGUGCAAGAAUUUGAAAAAGCUUUGAAUGAGAAGUUUCCAGCAUGCUCUAUCGCAGCUAAAAGACAUAUUGGCUCAGCAACUACAAUAUUGGAUGUCCAUGGUGUGGGUUGGAAGAAUUUUUGCAAAAGUGCAAGAGAGCUGUUGAUGCGCAUUCAACAAAUUGAUAGUGAUUAUUAUCCCGAGACUUUACAUCAAAUGUUUAUAAUCAACGCCGGACCUGGUUUCAAGCUGCUCUGGAACACUGUUAAAGGUUUUCUCGAUCCAAUGACUACUGCAAAGAUAAACGUGUUAGGCCAAAAAUACCAGUUCAAGCUACUCGAAAAUAUUGACUCGCGCCAGCUGCCGGACUUCCUGGGUGGAUCUUGCACAUGCAGUGCAGAAGGGGGUUGUCUUAGAUCUGGCACAGGGCCUUGGCAUGAUCCUGAAAUUAUGAAGCUUGUACACAACGGAGAAGUCAAAAUCAGACAAGUCAAUAGAGAUUCAGAUGCAUGGCUGGGAACAAAAUCAAAUGCUAGGCCGUCAUAUCUAAAAGGAAGAAGUAGUGACACUUCUACAGUUGAGUCUGGGUCUGAUUUUGAUGAUCUUGGUUCUCCAGUUGGUUUGAGGGGUUCUUUGUUCAUUCCGCUGGACCCAGUUCAUGAAGAAGUGCGAACUACUGAUACCUCUUAUCAUAGUUGUGAUGAUCAUUUUGGUGUUGUUGAUAAGGUAGUAGAUUACGGUCAAAGGGUAACCCUUGAAAGAAGGGCAUCAAUUUGGAAGAGCAGAGAUUCCUCCGCUACUGAUGGUGCUAAAGUUGUCGGCACUACCGAAAUGAGGUCAGACAAUUAUUUCUCGUGUAUGGUGAGAUUUUUCGUCAGACUCCUUAUCGAAGUGUUUGCACUAUUCCGUUUCCUCUUUAGCGGCCAGAAACACCAAGAAGCUAUCCGUCUCCCAAACGCGAUGAAACAUGACCAGGUUGCUCAUCUCUCUGUCUUGGAAGAAUGUGCUCGCCCAUGUUUAGAACGUCUUCAGAGACUCGAGACCAUGGUUGGUGAACUAAGCGCAAAACCAGCUGUUCUUCCUGAAGAUAAGGAGAAUCUGCUCCUUGAUUCACUUGAUCGGAUCAGAUCUGUGGAACUUGAUUUGGAGAAGACAAAGAAAGCAAUACAGUCUACAUUGCUCAAACAAUUAGAGAUUGCUGAAUCCCUCGAGACACUGCGCGAUGUCAAGGCACAGAAAAGGGCCCUUUGUUGAGAGGACAUGCAUGAAAACUAUAACGAUACUCCGGAAAAAUUCCCGAAGAAUAUACUUGUAUAGGCAUGUCCAUUAUUUUCGUGUCCCAUGAGCUUUUUUGGAGCUAAUGUGGGCCAGGUGUCAAUCAUCAUCACAUAAGCAACCAUACGGAAAGCAAUUUCCUGUACAUUUUGUCCGUCAGUCGUCACUAAUGGAAAUUUUACGCAAGUCAUGCUCUCUUUCUGGCGAUGGGGAAAGAAAGCGACGAUAUUCCCUUUUUGCCAAUUUUAUUGUGAUAAUGUAUUGAUCAAUGCAAUUUCUUUGUUCACGA
Messenger RNA from Nymphaea colorata (pocket water lily), 2401 nucleotides. RefSeq names its product phosphatidylinositol/phosphatidylcholine transfer protein SFH8-like. Lineage: Eukaryota; Viridiplantae; Streptophyta; Magnoliopsida; Nymphaeales; Nymphaeaceae. The transcript has 15 exons. The coding region runs from base 310 to 2091 and encodes 593 amino acids. The record is from RefSeq and is a predicted model, not a curated record.